Messenger RNA from Psilocybe cubensis, 1674 nucleotides. RefSeq lists its product as uncharacterized. The record is from RefSeq and is a predicted model, not a curated record. Gene Ontology annotation, molecular function: protein binding. NCBI's taxonomy places the organism in Eukaryota, Fungi, Basidiomycota, Agaricomycetes, Agaricales, Agrocybaceae. The transcript has 3 exons. Bases 1 to 1674 code for a protein of 557 amino acids.
AUGUCCGCUCAAUUCCCCGCCGCUGCCCCACAGCCACCCUCGGACCCUCUGCUCGUCCUUCUUCCUCUCCUCAUCGUCCUCUCCACCUUUCUCCUCCUUCUCCUCACUUUUCUCAUAUGCGCCAUCAUCGUCCGCCGCCGUCGCGCCAUCAUUCUCAGCGACUCGGACGGCCCAGUAGACCUUUCCAGGGAGCACCUUCUCGAGGCAGACGGUGGCUUUGACAACCUCGAGGCCCGUUUUCUAGAGGACGCCUCCGACUCUGCCCGCAGGGCAUAUCUCCGUGCCAAAGAGUAUCAGCUUCAGUAUCCCCCAAAUUCCCUCCCAACAGACAUAACCCUCUCCCAGUUUCUCUCAAUACAGGAAAAGGGCGUCUCUGCCUGGUGUUUCGAACCAGACUAUGAGACAGUCAACUCCCUCCUCGUUCAUGCCAGGACUGAAAUCACCUUCCUCCCAGACCCCGCCUCUUCCUCUUGCGUCCAGUCAAAUCUCCCCCUCCCAAAACUAAACGAGGUCUACUACUGGGAAGUAAAGAUGUUUGACCUUCCCCAGUCCACCACCGUCGCUGUCGGUCUCGCCACAAAACCAUAUCCUCCCUUUCGUCUCCCAGGUCUCAAUCGCUACUCCGUAGCAUACCAUUCAAACGGUGACAAGUCACACAACUAUCCCUUUACCGCAACGCCAUUUGGACCUCCUCUCAAAGAGGGCGAUGUCCUCGGCGUAGGCUAUCGUCCCAGAACAGGCACCGUUUUCUAUACCCGCAACGGUCGCAAGACAGAGGAUGCCUUCAUUGGCCUCAGCAGGUGGAACCUCUUUCCCACAAUCGGCGCAGAUGGUCCUUGCAGCGUACACGUUAAUCUUGGCCAGGCUGGUUUUGUCUUUAUCGAGGCCAAUGUAAAGAAAUGGGGUCUAGCUCCCAGUGUUGGCACUCUCGCACCGCCACCAGCAUAUGGCAGUGAGCGUGGUAGCAUCCUUCUUGAUGUUGGUGGUCGCAUACGAACAAAUCCUGAUGGCACCCCAUCUACCUCUUCCUCUCCAUCAUCUCCUCACCGUCAUAGGUCUCGUCGACCAAGACAAUCCUCAGCGCCUGGCGUCGCAUCACCCUUGCGCAGUUCUCUCCUUUCAGAACCUCCACCCAUGACCCCUCCGCCUCCAAUUACACCCAUAGACGAAGCAGUCGAAGAUGACUCUUCAUCAGACGAUCCGUCUGCCCCUUUGCUUAAUAGAGACCCCGGCAGUGAAGGUGUAUCUCGUUCACCUUCUCCGCCAAUUUCUCGUCCUCCCGACGCAGCUCCCUCUUCCGACUUGACGGUACAUCUCCAUCCUCCUCCAGAUUCACCAAUGAGCCCUAACAUCAAUCCUCCCACCCCCGGUGUUCGUGAUAUUCAUCUCCAGGCAAUCUCUCCUGGCCAUCGACGCGCAGGCAGCUCUGGCAGCUCUAACAACAACCCUUCUUCUACCCCGACCGACCGUCUCACCCCCUCCAGUCCCUUGACCAGACGGGAUCCUCCCGCAUACUCGCCUUUGGACGCAUACACUUAUGCAGAGGGAGUUCAUAUUGAUCUUCCAGCUGAAGUUAUCGCUGCUGCCUUGGAAGGAAACAGCGUCCCCGCCGCGUCUAUUGGACAGUCAAAUUCUUCCCAACCCUCAGAUAGACGUCGGUCUAGAAGGAGAUGA